AGAGGGAGGGUGAGAGGCCCGGCAACUACUCAGAGUCUGUGUUUUAGUAAGGCAGUACAUCGGGCGCCCUGCCGGACAGACUGAGAAAAGAAAAGUCCUCGGCUUCAUAGCGCCCCGCUAGAAGAGCUUUCUACUUUCGUCCUCUUCUGCUCAAGAUGGUGGCGUCCCGGGCAAUUGGCAGUCUCAGUCGCUUCUCUGCCUUCAGGAUCCUCCGCUCCAGAGGCUGUAUUUGCCGCAGCUUUACAGCAUCUUCUGCUUUGCUGACCAGAACCCAUAUUAAUUAUGGAGUCAAAGGGGAUGUGGCGGUUAUUCGGAUUAACUCACCCAAUUCUAAGGUAAAUACAUUGAAUAAAGAAGUACAAUCAGAGUUUGCAGAAGUUAUGAAUGAAAUCUGGGCCAAUGACCAAAUCAGAAGUGCUGUCCUUAUUUCAUCAAAGCCCGGCUGCUUUGUCGCAGGUGCAGAUAUCAACAUGCUAGCCUCUUGCACAACCCCCCAAGAAGCAACACGAAUAUCACAGGAAGGACAGAGAAUGUUUGAGAAACUUGAAAAGUCCCCAAAGCCCGUUGUAGCAGCCAUCAGUGGAUCCUGCUUGGGAGGAGGACUUGAGCUCGCCUUAGCAUGCCAAUACAGAGUAGCAACAAAGGACAGAAAAACAGUAUUGGGUGUCCCUGAAGUGUUACUGGGACUCUUACCAGGAGCUGGAGGUACCCAGAGACUGCCCAAAAUGGUGGGUGUUCCUGCUGCGUUUGACAUGAUGCUGACUGGUAGAAACAUUCGUGCAGACAGAGCAAAGAAAAUGGGAUUGGUUGACCAGUUGGUGGAACCCCUGGGACCAGGAAUAAAAUCUUCAGAGGAAAGGACAAUUGAAUACCUAGAAGAGGUUGCAAUUACUUUUGCCAAAGGCCUGGCUGAUCGGAAGGUCUCUGCAAAGCAAAGCAAAGGCCUGAUGGACAAGCUGACGUCAUAUGCCAUGACUAUUCCAUUUGUCAGACAACAGAUUUACAAAACAGUUGAAGAGAAGGUGAAAAAGCAGACCAAAGGCCUUUAUCCUGCACCCCUGAAAAUAAUCGAUGUUGUGAAGGCUGGACUCGAGCAAGGAGAUGACGCUGGUUAUCUUGCUGAAUCACAGAAAUUCGGAGAGCUUGCGCUGACCAAAGAAUCGAAGGCACUGAUGGGACUUUAUAAUGGCCAGGUCCUGUGCAAGAAGAAUAAAUUUGGAGCACCACAGAAGAAUGUUCAGCAUCUAGCCAUCCUCGGUGCAGGGCUGAUGGGAGCUGGAAUCGCCCAGGUCUCUGUGGACAAGGGACUCAAAACUCUGCUUAAAGACACCACAAUGACGGGGCUGGGCCGGGGACAGCAGCAGGUGUUCAAAGGGUCUGCUGCUUCUACCAGGAAGGAAACUGUCUGGGGCAGGGCGGUCGGCUUACUCUUUUGUUUUUCAUCACAGAUUCCUUUUUCCUUGCAGGUGACUCCAGAGCACUGCAUCUUUGCCAGCAACACAUCUGCUCUGCCAAUCAAUCAGAUUGCUUCUGUCAGCAAAAGACCUGAGAAGGUGAUUGGCAUGCACUACUUCUCUCCCGUGGACAAGAUGCAGCUUCUGGAAAUCAUCACGACAGACAAAACCUCCAAGGACACCACAGCCUCUGCCGUGGCAGUGGGUCUCAAGCAGGGCAAAGUCAUCAUUGUGGUGAAGGAUGGACCUGGCUUCUACACCACCAGGUGUCUUGCUCCCAUGAUGUCUGAAGUCAUGCGAAUCCUUCAGGAAGGAGUUGACCCUAAAAAGCUGGACACCUUGACCACAGGCUUUGGCUUUCCUGUGGGUGCUGCCACCCUGGCAGACGAAGUAGGUGUGGACGUAGCCCAGCAUGUAGCAGAAGACCUGGGCAAAACCUUUGGGGAGCGGUUCGGAGGUGGCAACAUAGAACUGCUGAAGCAGAUGGUCUCCAAGGGCUUCUUGGGUCGCAAGUCUGGGAAGGGCUUCUACAUCUAUCAGGAGGGGUCAAAGAAUAAGAGCCUGAACUCGGAAAUGGAUGGCAUCCUGGCGAGCCUGAGGCUGGCUGCCAAGCCCGAGGUCUCCUCUGACGAAGACAUCCAAUACCGUGUGAUAUUGAGGUUCGUGAAUGAGGCAGUCCUGUGCCUACAGGAAGGGAUCCUGGCCACACCUGCGGAGGGAGACAUCGGAGCAGUGUUUGGCCUUGGCUUUCCCCCUUGUCUCGGAGGGCCCUUCCGCUUUGUGGAUCUGUACGGUGCGCAGAAGGUAGUGGACCGGCUCCGGAAGUAUGAGUCUGCCUACGGAAUACAGUUUACCCCAUGCCAGCUGCUCCUCGACCAUGCAAACACCCCCAGCAAGAAGUUCUACCAGUGAGCAGGCUCUCCCAUCCUGUCCCGUCCAUGCACUAACCCAGACCUGGCAGUGCGCAUUGUGUCGUGCUGGCUAGAUUUUCAGGAGAAAGACCAGGCCUUGGGUCUGCUCCUCCCUCAGUGCCUUCAGCCCUGACCAGCUCUUCCUCCUGGUGAAGUCUGACUGUGAAUUAAGCCUUUGUACUUCAUGUUGGAGGGUGAGCCCCACUGUGCUCCUUUCGCCAGCCUGCCUGAGGCCCAGAGCAGCAGCUACAAGCAACCCAGAACAUCUGGUGCCUGUGCCCCCCAGGAGGCCAGUGGGGACUGGCAGUGGGGAGGGCAUUUCUGCACCCGGCCAAACACAGGGUGACAAUAAAAUCCAGACUGUUGGCCUCUG
Molecule: messenger RNA, 2738 nt
Organism: Alexandromys fortis (reed vole)
Lineage: Eukaryota; Metazoa; Chordata; Mammalia; Rodentia; Cricetidae
Gene: Hadha
Product: hydroxyacyl-CoA dehydrogenase trifunctional multienzyme complex subunit alpha
Exons: 19
Coding region: 156-2366 (736 amino acids)
Biological process (GO): fatty acid metabolic process
Cellular component (GO): mitochondrial fatty acid beta-oxidation multienzyme complex
Molecular function (GO): NAD+ binding; oxidoreductase activity, acting on the CH-OH group of donors, NAD or NADP as acceptor
Source: RefSeq, a predicted model, not a curated record